Messenger RNA from Yamadazyma jaroonii, 2043 nucleotides. The record is from the annotation of a GenBank genome assembly. Lineage: Eukaryota; Fungi; Ascomycota; Pichiomycetes; Serinales; Debaryomycetaceae.
AUGUCCCAAGAUACUAAUGAACCAAAGGUUAACAAUAAUGACGGUGAAGGUUUAGAUAGAAAAACAUUAUUCGUACGUUCUAUACCGUUUGAAUCAACAUCAGAAGAAUUAUCUGAAUAUUUUUCCCAAUUCGUUCCUGUUAAACAUGCAGUUAUUGUAACUGAUGAUGAGCAGAAAUCAAGAGGUUUUGGAUUUGUUUCAUUUACUGAAGAAGAAGAUACUUUAAAUGCUUUAGUUAAGUCUAAAACCACUAAAUUUAAGGGAAGACUCUUGAGAGUCGAUAUUGCCAAAAGAAGAGACCGUAAAACCGAUAAUAAAGAAAAGAAAGAAGGCUCAACUAUUGAAAAAAGAAGAUCAAGAUUAAUUAUCCGUAAUUUACCAUGGUCAUGUAAGAAACCUGACCAAUUGAAAACAAUCUUUUCCAAAUAUGGUGCUGUUUUCGAUGCUUAUAUUCCUAAAAAGAAGAAUGGUCAAAUGUUAGGGUUUGCAUUUGUCGUGAUGAAGAAGAAAAUUGCUGCUGAAAAGGCUGUCAAGGAAUCAGUUGGAUUGAAAAUUGAUGGUAGAGAAGUUGCUGUUGAUUUAGCUGUCGAAAAGUCUAAAUGGGAAGAAGAUAAAGUAGAAGAAGAGGAAGAAAGUGAAGAAAGUGGAGAUGAGGACGAUAAAGAAGAAGAAGAUGAAGACGAGGAAGAUGAUGAAGAAAAUGAUGAAGAGGACGAAGAAGAUGAAGAUGAAGAAGAUGAAGACGAUAUGGAAGAAGAUGACGAAGAUGAUGAAGCUGAAAAAGCCGAAGAAGAACAAAAACCAAAGAAGAAUAAACAAGAAGCAUUUUCCAUCUUCAUAAGAAACAUACCGUAUGAUACUACUGCUGAAGAUUUGAAAGAGCAUUUCCAAAAAUUUGGACCUGUCAAAUACGCUUUACCUGUUGUUGAUCGUCAAACAGGUCUCGCUAAAGGAUCAGCUUUCGUUGCUUUCUUCAAAGAACAACCAUAUGCUAAAUGUUUGGAUAAUGCUCCGAAAGUUGAUAACACUACAUUAUUGAUCUCUGAUGAUGUUUUACCUGAAUAUGUAUUCCAAGGAAGAGUUUUAAAUAUUUCUAGUGCUGUUGAUAGAAGAUCAGCCAAUCUUUUAGCUGAAAGAAACUCCGAAAAGAGAAAGGAAGCUUUAGGAAAAGAAGUAGGUGAUAAAGAUAGAAGAAACAUGUUCUUGUUAAAUGAAGGUAGAAUCACUGAAAAUUCCAAAUUAGCUCAAUAUAUCACUAAAACUGAUAUGGAAUUAAGAGAAAAAUCUUAUAAAUUAAGACAUCAACAAUUACAAAAGAAUCCUUCUUUACAUUUAUCAUUAACCAGAUUGGCUAUUAGAAAUUUACCAAGAGCAAUGAAUUCCAAAGCUUUAAAAGCUUUAGGACGUAAAGCUGUUGUUGGAUUUGCUACUGAUGUUAAGAAUGGUGAUAGACAACCAUUAUCAAAAGAAGAAAUCAGCAGAUCUAUCAAAUUGAAACAUGACGAUAAAGAAGUUGAAGAAGUUAAAACCAAGAAAUCCAAACAUGCCGGGGUUGUCAAACAAGCUAAAGUUAUUAAUGAAGUUAAAGGUUCAGGAGAAACUGGUAGAAGUAGAGGUUAUGGGUUCGUUGAAUUCAGAGAUCAUAAAUCUGCAUUAAUGGGAUUAAGAUGGUUAAAUGCCCAUGAAGUUACUCCAGAAGAAAUUUUAGAAGGUUUGAAUGAUGAGGAAAAGAAGUUAGCUGAAUUGACUGGAUUAAAUAAAAGAAGAUUAAUUGUAGAAUUUGCCGUUGAAAAUGCUCAAGUGGUUAAGAGAAGAAAAGAUAAAGUAUUCCAAGCCCGUACCAAUGGAAAACGUAAAUUUGAAGGAGAAGAAGGAGAAAGAGACGAAAAGAAUAAAAAAUUUAAAGGUAAAAAGGGUAAGCAAGGAAAUAUGAAUAAAGGCCCCAAACCUCAAGAAAAACCGGAAAAACCUUCUUCUUCCACAGAUGAUAAUAUCAAAAGAAUUAUCGGUAAAAAGAGAAAGCAAAGAAAGAACAAAAAGUAG